AUGUCGCAUCUAGCAACGUGGGCCAGCGUGUUGGUCGCCCAGCAGUCGUCGUUGAACAGGUCCAAGGCUCGCAGCAGCCUGUGUGGCUUAUUGCUUUUCGAACAUCCCCCAUUCAACGACGACGAGCUCGAGCAUUCCGCCCCAGCUGCACGCCGACUUGCCAAGAUGACUAGGCAGGAAGUAGACUACUCGCUGUAUCUCGUGACAGACUCUACAGAGGCCAUCCUCGGGAACCGAGACCUGGUCGACGUGGUUGAGCAGGCGUUACUAGGAGGUGUCACCAUCGUCCAAUACAGAGACAAAACCUCCGACACCGGCAUCCUCAUCGCGACAGCAAAGAAGCUCCACGAAAAAUGCAAGGCACACAACGUCCCUCUCCUCAUCAACGACCGCGUAGACGUCGCCCUCGCAGUGGGCUGUGAGGGCGUCCACAUUGGCCAAGAUGACAUGAACGCCCACGAGGCCCGCCGUAUCCUAGGCGAAGACAAAAUCAUCGGCGUCACUGUCUCGUCCAUCCAGGAAGCGCGCACAGCCGUCGAGCAAGGAGCAGAUUACCUAGGCAUCGGCACGAUGUAUGCCACGAAUACCAAAAAGAACACCAAAGACAUCAUCGGCAUCACCGGAACAAGGAAGAUACUGCACUAUCUCGACCAAGGCACCGAAGCAGAGAGCAAAGUCAAAACAGUAUGCAUCGGCGGCAUCAACGCGUCAAACACCCAACGCAUAAUAUACCAACUCUUUGCUCCAACUCCCGCCAACGCAAACCCCAAGACCAUCAACGGCGUUGCCAUCGUAUCUGCCAUAAUCGGGGCUCAAGACCCCAAAGCCGCGUCUUCGCACCUCACCCAUCUCCUCAAGACAGCUCCGCCCUUUGCCCCCCAAUCCCCACUCCCACACUUCUACCACCAAAACCUCCGCGACGAAACAACCUCUGUCCUCAAAGCCGCCAUCUCAGCAACCAAAAAGGUAAAAGGAAUGAACCCCCUCUCCCACAACAUGACGAACCUCGUUGUCCAAAACUUUGCCGCAAACGUCGCCCUCUGCGUAGGCGCAAGCCCCAUAAUGGCAAACUACGGCGCCGAAGCCUCCGACCUGUCUAAACUAGGUGGCGCGCUGGUAGUAAACAUGGGCACCGUGACACCCGAUGGACUAGCAAACUACCAACAAGCCAUCAACGCGUACAACGCCGCCGGCGGACCCAUCAUCCUCGAUCCCGUGGGCGCCGGCGCAACAAGUGUACGACGAGACGCUCUAGCCCAGCUCCUCGGCGCCGGGUAUUUCGACUUGAUCAAAGGAAACGAGAGCGAGAUUCUUGCCGUUGCACGUGCGAGUGGGUAUACGCUUGAUAGUUCGAGUCAGCAACAGCGAGGUGUGGACUCUGGUGCUUCACUCUUCUCGCUGCCCCAAAGGGCGCAUAUCGUUUCCCGGCUUGCGGCUCGCGAACGCACGGUUGUGCUUAUGACGGGGGCUACGGAUCUUGUUUCGGAUGGCGCGCGCACGUAUGCGGUGGCGAAUGGACAUGAGUAUUUGGGGAGGAUCACGGGGAGUGGGUGCACGUUGGGUACCACGCUAUCUGCGUAUCUGGCUGCGUGCCAUGAGGACAAGCUGUUGGCUGCUGUCGCGGGUUUGCUGCAUUAUGAGAUUGCGGCGGAGGUUGCGGCGCAGAGGGAGGAUGUCAGAGGCCCGGGGACUUUUGUUCCGGCUUUUCUGGAUGAGUUGUGGAAUCAUGGGGAAAGGGUGGUGAAGGGAGAUGUGGAGUUGAAGGAUGUGGCCAAGGUGGAGUUCGUCAAGGACAUGGAGGAUCCUGGGUUGGUGGAGGAUAUGUAG
Alternaria incomplexa is the source of this 1827-nucleotide messenger RNA. RefSeq lists its product as uncharacterized. Gene Ontology annotation, biological process: thiamine biosynthetic process. Gene Ontology annotation, cellular component: cytoplasm. Gene Ontology annotation, molecular function: ATP binding; thiamine-phosphate diphosphorylase activity; hydroxyethylthiazole kinase activity. Lineage: Eukaryota; Fungi; Ascomycota; Dothideomycetes; Pleosporales; Pleosporaceae. The record is from RefSeq and is a predicted model, not a curated record. Bases 1 to 1827 code for a protein of 608 amino acids. The transcript has 3 exons.